GAAUAUUUUGUAUGUACCAGUACAUCCACCAUAUAUUUUAUUUCAUCAAAAUGGAUAAUUUCAAAGAGUUGAAGAAAUGGCACACCUCGGGCCAUGCUGAGCCCGAGGAUGGCGCCUCACCUUCACCUCCGAAAGAUGCGGAGGAGGAGUCGCAUACACCCGACGUCAAACGGAUGGUCGUCGUAACUCCGGACGACAGCUCCUCGUCUCUCGUCCAUUAUCUGCAACAGCGAUAUCCGAGAGUUCCAGAAUGGACGGUGGAGACACAUUCACGUGAGACAGGACUGGACAGAAAGGAGUCCGAAGUAAUGGUAGAAGAAUCCGUGGUGAAGCUCAAAAGGUUGUUUUUCUGCCGGUAAAAUAAUACUCUUUCUACUGAGCCUUCUUGCACAGUUUUCAACUUGUGAUACAGCCACUCGGUAGUGACCUUUGACCCGGCUACGAUUUAAUCAACCGGACUUGACUUUCCAUCUCAAUUUUCGGAUGGAUUCUUCGACAACAUUCGAGAUUCGUUUUUCCACUUUGGUUAAAGUGCAUAGAACAACGAAAUCUACUGUGGCAAAAGUGGCAACGAAACAUUAAGCAGUGUUCUCGUGUUUAAUAAGACUGUUACAGUGUUGUUUAAACCACUAUAACUGGCCAAAGCAACUUAUAAUAUUUUGACCAGUGUUCUACUAGUAAAACAUUUCACCACAGGAGGAAACUAACGUUGAACUUUAACCAAAAAUACAGAUUGCACUCGAUAUACAUCCAAAGAAUUAUAAUUACUUCAACAGU
Messenger RNA from Centruroides sculpturatus (bark scorpion), 777 nucleotides. RefSeq lists its product as uncharacterized. NCBI's taxonomy places the organism in Eukaryota, Metazoa, Arthropoda, Arachnida, Scorpiones, Buthidae. The transcript is spliced from 2 exons. The coding region runs from base 12 to 359 and encodes 115 amino acids. The record is from RefSeq and is a predicted model, not a curated record.